Myotis davidii is the source of this 3408-nucleotide messenger RNA. It is a transcript of the gene SLC13A3, whose product is annotated as solute carrier family 13 (sodium-dependent dicarboxylate transporter), member 3. Bases 60 to 1868 code for a protein of 602 amino acids. Lineage: Eukaryota; Metazoa; Chordata; Mammalia; Chiroptera; Vespertilionidae. Gene Ontology annotation, cellular component: membrane. Gene Ontology annotation, biological process: monoatomic anion transmembrane transport; citrate transport. Gene Ontology annotation, molecular function: citrate transmembrane transporter activity; sodium:dicarboxylate symporter activity; succinate transmembrane transporter activity. The transcript has 13 exons. The record is from RefSeq and is a predicted model, not a curated record.
CGUGGGCCAGGAGUCGCAGUUCGGGGCUGGCCGGCUCCCCGACCCGCGCGGUCGCACAGAUGGCGGUGCUGGCGAUCUUGGCCAAGAAGGUGUGGAGCAGCCGGCGCCUGCUGGUGCUGCUCAUCGCGCCGCUGCUGCUGCUGCCGGUGGUGUUCGCCCUCCCGCCCAAGGAAGGCCGCUGCCUGUUUGUCAUCCUGCUCAUGGCCGUGUACUGGUGCACGGAGGCGCUGCCCCUGUCGGUGACAGCCCUGCUGCCCAUCAUCCUCUUCCCCUUCCUGGGUAUCCUGAAGUCCAAAGACGUCUGCCCCCAGUACUUCGUGGACACCAACUUCCUCUUCCUCAGUGGUCUGAUCAUGGCCAGCGCCAUCGAGGAGUGGAACCUGCACCGGAGAAUCGCCCUCAAGAUCCUCACAUUUGUGGGGGUCCGGCCGGUCUGGCUCAUCUUUGGAAUGAUGGUGAGCACCGCCUUCCUGUCCAUGUGGCUGAGCAACACUGCCUCCACCGCCAUGAUGCUGCCCAUCGCCAGCGCCAUCCUCAAGAACCUCUUCGGUGAGGAGGACGAGAACACAGUUGCUGUGGCGACAAAAGGCAUGAACCCUGUGCCCAUGGAGAUGCAAUUUCUUGCCAGAAGAGAAGACAAAGACUUCCCUGAGGAGGCAGAGGAUCCGCCGGCUCUUGCAGACAGCAACAAGAAGGCGAAAGAAUAUCGCAAAAACAUCUGGAAGGGCCUCCUCAUCUCCAUCCCUUACGCGGCCAGCAUUGGGGGCACGGCCACUCUCACCGGCACGGCUCCCAACCUCAUCCUACUUGGUGGGAUCAAGAGUGCCUUCCCACAGAGCGACGUGGUGAAUUUCGGCUCCUGGUUCAUUUUCGCCUUACCUCUUAUGGUGCUGUUCCUGGUGAUUGCCUGGCUCUGGAUCUCCUUCCUGUAUGGGGGAAUGUUCACGAGGGGCUGGAAGAAGGACACAGAGGUCAAUGCUACUGGAGAAGAAAGGGCUCGAGCUGUGAUUCAGGAGGAAUACAAGAGUCUGGGGCACAUGGUGUUUGCUGAACGGGCGGUUUUCGUCCUUUUCUGCAUGUUCGCCAUCCUCCUCUUCUUCCGGGACCCGAAGUUCAUCCCUGGCUGGUCCAAUCUCUUCAAACCUGGGUUUACUUCUGAUGCUGUAACCGGCGUGAGCAUUGUCACCAUCUUGUUUUUCUUCCCAUCCAAAAGGCCCUCUCUCAAGUGGUGGUGUGACUUUAAAGCUCCCAACACAGAGACAAAGCCCCUGCUGACGUGGAAGAGGGCGGAGGAAACCAUCCCCUGGAGCAUCAUCCUCCUCCUGGGAGGUGGCUUCGCCAUGGCCAAGGCCUGCGAGCAGUCCGGGCUGUCGUUGUGGAUCAGCGAUCAGCUGCACCCGCUGGAGAACGUGUCUCCCGCGCUGGCCGUCUUCGCCGCCUCUCUCUAUCCAUGUGUCUUUGUCUCUCUUUCUGUCUCUAAAUCUGUCUCCGUGUUGUUCUCCCUCCAACUGUCUCUACCUCUUAUGUCUUUGUCUCACCACCGAGCCCAGGCCAUCCGCCUGAAAGUGCACCCCCUGUACCUGAUGAUCCCUGCCACCGUGGGCUGCUCCUACGCCUUCAUGCUCCCGGUCUCGACACCCCCCAACUCAAUUGCCUUCGCCACUGGACACUUGCUGGUCAAAGACAUGGUGCGGACAGGCCUCCUGAUGAACCUGAUGGGCAUCAUGAUACUCAACGUGGCCAUCAAUACUUGGGCACAGCCCAUCUUCCAGCUGGGCUCCUUCCCGGACUGGGCCCAAGACCACUUAACCAAUGUCACAGGAAAGCCACCCUCACUGGUGGCCAACGACACGUUACUUGCCCUCUGAGUCCUCCUUGGAGACUCUGGGCCGGGCCCUCCCAGAAGGCUUUACCAGUACCUGCUCUUAGGAUCAGACAGGGUGAUCAAGCAAUUCUCUGUGAUCCAGAAGGCAACACGCAAGGGUAACCUCCGGUGGUCCACUUGGGUCAGCAAGUUCAUUACCUGGGACACCUUCUCCUCGCUCAUGCAGCUCAGGACUCAGAUAUUUCCCAGAUCUCAAGCUCCUUUAUCUCUGAGCUGGAAUGUGGUUAGCAUGCAAGAGGGCCCAACUCCAGCAACAAUAAAUAAAUCUAGAAUUGCUUUUGUCUUGAACAGUUGGGAUGGGAAUCUAUCCAUCCCCAAGGGCACAGUGAACAUUCCCCACUGACUACUGUAGGUUGCACUCUGGGCAGACCAUCUCGCCUUUAGGGGCCACCUUCCUUGGAGACCUGUCCCAGCUGCUCACAGCUGACAUGUUCAGUUCAGCGGGGGCCCGUUCUGCACCAGUUGUUUGACUAUUUCCCCUGUUGAAACCCAGCAGCCAGGGGAAUUUUCAACCCAUGGAGCCGGGGGGAAGGGGAGCAGGGGUCAGAAGGGACAGAUGGCCUCCUGAGGACACGGAGACUUGCAGAGCCUCCUUCCUGCGUCUCUGAGCUCCCAAGCACACCAGGGGAGUUCUAGAACCCCCGCUGACAUCUCUACCCAAGCUGUUAUGAUUCUCCUGUUCAAUCUGAUUCACUGCGGCCAUAUUUCUAGAGUUGGGCCAACCUGGGCCCUGCCCUCUUGCAGGUGACUCAUGGCUCCUCCAGCCAGAACCCACCUGCCUGUGGCCCGCAGAGGCCCGUGUGGCUGCUGGCUGCUGCUUGCUCCGCAGCUGGUUCCAACCCUACCCCAACUGGCAAGGACAUUUGAUUAGCAAAGACCAUAUUUUCCAGGGAGGAGAGGAAAGUCAAGAGAGAAACUGGGGACUUGCAAAGGGCCAGGGUGACAUGUCGCAAGCAGGCCAAGUAUCACAAUCCUCUUUCCAGACAGGGCCACUGAGACUUCCCGAGAGCCAGUGGCUGGCGGGCUCUCCUUGGGGAUCCCAUCACCGCUGGCUUCAAGCAGAAGUAUCUGGGCAUCUCCAGUGAACAACACAGUCCUGGGCCCUGCAGAUGCUCAGCAAGUGUCUGUGGAAGGAGUGGCCCAGCAUUAGCAUAGCACCGGCAAAGGCACCCCGAGGGCCCCAGAGCCCUCUCCCCUUCCUGCACCUCCGAGGGAUGAGGUUCCCUGAGCAGCAGCCUGGGCCUGGAAGGCAGUCCCCAGAGACUAAACUCACCCUCAGUACAGCAGGAGUGAGUCAUGCAUGUACUUCCCUGGAAGCGGGCUCCUUCCCAACUGAGUAGAAUGUCAGUUUUUAGUCACAGUUACAGCCCGGGGGUGAGGAGUGGGGGAAGGUGUGUUCCCUGUGGGACAGGGUAGGAGAGAAGUGCGUUCACAGAGAAACCCAUGGAACUUAUAACCAGAUGAACCAUGAUUUCAAGUACUUUUGAUUGAAAAUGCUAUAAAAUAAAGAAUGUUAAUCAACA